UAUUUAUAUAGAAUGGAUCAUAUUCCCCGUCUAUCAGAGGUCCUGUAUAUUGGUCUGUGUCGUGAGAUAGGGACACCGACAGAAGUGGCCAUCAGAAGGGACGUGUUGGACAUAGAGGAGAGGAUAAAAAGUCCUCUUUACAUGCAUAUAGGAUUUAUACUGAUGGAUAGUGGUAGUUAUAGAGAGGGAUUUAGAUUUACAUCAUCUGACAGGGAUAGAAUGCUCUGGCUUUGUAAUUGUAAACUAAUAACUGACAUCUGCCAUUUCCGGAUCUACAAUUCCUCAAAACAUCAAAUAAUAUUGAUGGAAGAUUCUGAAACACCACCAGGAUUUGUCAGACUACGCCUUCUGACACCAAAUUAUGCACAAUCCAGUUUCAUAAACUCAUGUCUUGUUGCUUUUAAUGGCGGUCUUUACAUAUCAAGUUCUUUAACGAGGAAUACUUUUUUUAAUCUCUUAACAGGUAACAGAUUUUCUUCAUACAAAAAUAAAACCAUUCAUGGCCCUUGUACAAAUGGCUUUUUUAAAUCUGUUGAAGUCGAUCAUGCUCUUUGUUUUGCCAUUAUUUGUUGCAAUAAAUUCUUAAGAAAUUUGGUGGAAAGAUGCCAGAGACAUGCUUGGCCGCCUGUACCUGUGUUGGAAAAAAUUCUAAGAAAUGGAUGUCACUGUGUACCUAUUGGAAGUAAACUUGAUUCGCCUUAUAACGAACUUGAAUGGAGAUUGUCGUUUUCUCUGGCCGAACAACAACUAGUGUGUACCAUGAAUCAUACACAAUUUCUGUGUUACGGACUUCUGAAAAUAUUUUUGAAGGAAGUUAUGAAUAACCGACAAGAACCAAUACUGUGUUCGUAUUACAUGAAGACCACAGUGUUUUGGAUAAUGCAAUUGGGGCACGUUAAUUGGCACCCAAUUAAUUUUUUGGACUGCUUUUGGAAGUGCUUCAAAUACCUGAUUCAUUUUGUUUAUCGUGGAGAGUUUUCCAAUUUUUUUAUUCCAGAAAACAAUAUGUUCCUAAACAAAGUAGUUGGUGAUACACGUGAAUCUCUUUUACAACAGCUUUAUCAGUAUUACAGAAUGGGUGUGUCCUGUUUACUGCUGAGUCCGACUCUCAGAUCAAUCCUAGAACCUGCCCUCUGUAACCUGUCCUUUGCAGUAUCCUUUACUGAGAAUAUUACAGAUAUAAAUUUGUGUGGCAUGCAGGAGAUAUUGGGCCUCUCGUUUCGUAUUGAAGAGCUAUGCCAUUGUUAUCUCUACUUGACAUCAAUUGAUAAACUAUCACGGUUAUCAAUUUUACCAUACCAAUUAUUAACAUUACAGUAUUGUACUGCUGAGACUCUUGUUAAAUUAGCCUUCAUAAUGGCAAAUAGUACCUCAGGUUACACACAUAAAAAUAUCUACAUCUUAGAUAGAAUGAUCUGUAACAUGCUGAAACUUGUAGCAAAGUUAGGCCCCGCGUCUUAUUCAUUAUAUCUAGCAUUGUAUUACUAUAGAACAGGGAGAUAUGAUAAAACUCUACUUAUCACUUUUCUCACUAAGCGAAGACUGUCGCAGGACUUUGUUAUCUAUUAUAGCAAACCAGCUGUUGAUUGGCAUAGUUACAAUGAAGCUUUAGGUAAUCUAUCUUUGUCUAGAAGGAUGACAAUGACCUGGGUAUGCAAUGUGAGGAUAUCCGACAAUAAUCCAUGUAUUGAAGAACUAAUUUUUGAACAAAGUGUAAUUCAACAAAAUGGAUUUCCAAUCUUAGAAAUAUCACCGUUUGUUAUGGUAGAAAUGUUGUCAGUGUUAUCUCACUAUAGACUAGGUAAUAGAUCUCAGUGUUUACAGUCACGGACAGACCUACAGACACUGCUGCUCUAUGAUGAUGGGACUUACGUGCCUUUAAAAUUUAUAGACAUAUCCUGGCAGAUACUGGGGAUCUGUCAGCAUAUUAUUGGAGACUUACACGGGGCUUUGCAGUCUUAUCAGGAGUCGCUUAAACAGGAAGCAUACCAUGGAAUACAAGAAGCUACAUAUAUUAGAAUAGAAUGGGUUAAAGAACAAUUAGACAGAAACACAUAA
This is a messenger RNA of Saccostrea echinata, 2058 nucleotides long. RefSeq lists its product as uncharacterized. The record is from RefSeq and is a predicted model, not a curated record. The transcript has a single exon. Bases 13 to 2058 code for a protein of 681 amino acids. Lineage: Eukaryota; Metazoa; Mollusca; Bivalvia; Ostreida; Ostreidae.